AUGCAGUGCCGGGAGGUAUUAGCCACUCGGGGAGAUAUGCACCGUUGUGCAGCCAGAUGCUGCGACGACCAGGCGACUACACUAGAAAGAGUACACGGCUGCAUUGACUCAUGUACUUCAUCACUGAAUCAGGCUAAUAACUAUGUUCAGGGAGAAAUCAACCACCUACAAAACAGAUUACAGAGAUGUGUAAUGGACUGCAAUGAUUCUGCACGAGACAAACUAGGAUCAUCACCCAAUCAGGAAACGAUCGACAAAGCAACAAUUCAAUUUGAGAACUGUGCUAUAAAAUGCGUGGACAAACACAUCGCGUUGAUACCAAGUCUCAUGAAAACUAUGAAGAGUGUCCUUGCCAGUGGUAAACCACCGCCAGUCAAAGAAUGAACAAAAUUAGUUUAAGAUUUUGUUAUGAUUUCGCUGCAUUAAUGACCAUACUGAAUACGAAGCACUCAAGGAUAUAGAGGAACGCUAAUUGAAUUAUGAUAACAACGUUCAUAUGAAUCACUGGAUACACCAGAUUAUACAUAUACCAGAAUGUUUAAGGCGAGUCAUCGGAGAAGAAGCUGGAAAAUCUGUUUUGCUAGAUCAAAUUGUUUAGGUAUUUACUAUUUACUUAACACUACGUUGCGGUGUACUAGGUCCUAUCAAUUAGUACGUGGUGAACUCGCACGAUGGCACUACAAAAUAUCAAUAUUUAGUUCGUGUUGGAAACGCCCAGAGGGUACCCCGAUAAUGUUUAAAGGGCGAUACAUAGUUAACGUGACCAUACGUCCUGCUUUAAGCGGGAGACUUCCGUUUUUAAGCUUCGUGUCUCGCUGUCCCCAAAGGACUUAAAAAGUCUCGCUUUGACAGAGCUGGACACAUGAAUAAAUUUAAUAUAAUGGCGCGAAAGCGAAGCACCAAGUAAGCCUUGUCGCGGUUCUUUUAGUUGUGGGUCCGUGCUGCGCGUGCAUUGUUUUUGGCGGUGAUGUACGGUUGGCGGCGGCUGCCAUGAAGUAGAGUUCAAACGUAAACCGUAUUCAAAAAGAAUUUUAUUUAUUAUAUAU
Hyposmocoma kahamanoa is the source of this 1046-nucleotide messenger RNA. Its product is annotated as protein FAM136A-like. Gene Ontology annotation, cellular component: cytoplasm. Lineage: Eukaryota; Metazoa; Arthropoda; Insecta; Lepidoptera; Cosmopterigidae. The transcript has 4 exons. The record is from RefSeq and is a predicted model, not a curated record. The coding region runs from base 1 to 384 and encodes 127 amino acids.